Messenger RNA from Chara braunii, 995 nucleotides. The record is from the annotation of a GenBank genome assembly. Lineage: Eukaryota; Viridiplantae; Streptophyta; Charophyceae; Charales; Characeae.
GAGUACACGUCCUCGUUAACGCUCUAGUCAUAGAUGUGCACUCAUAUUCGGUAUCGUUAGGACUACCUUGGGCAAUGGCGGUGACGUGGACGAGGACCAGUGAGUAUCCAGUGUGCAUCGAGUACCUGGAGCUGUUGAUCCUACAGGCUUGGAGAACGGACGUGGAAGGUGAUCUUCUUCGUUUCCUCUUCGGAUCGGUGCGGCCAGGCCAUCGCCAACCAAUUACUCAAGAACUCGUUGUCCCGCUCGCGCAACUGGCUGACGAUCUCUCCCUCGACAUCGUUUCGCAAAGCGACGACAGCCCCGCUUCGCACGUCAUCACGCGGACAUUAGCGCCGUAUCUUCAGUGGACUGCAUGCUUGGAAGAACCCGGGAGUGACAACACUCUGCCAUCGCGGCAGGAAUACUUGAAGCCGUACGGGAUCAUCGAUCGCGCCUUCUAUCCGAAGGAAGAACCUGAGGAGGCGCUUGAAGGGGAAAAAGAAGCCACUGAAGAACAGGGUGACGCCGACAAAGAAACGUCGGAGGAGGGAAGUUAUAGCGAGUACAGUGAAGGGGAGCCUAGUGAAGAAGAGGAGGAGAUAGAAGAAGAAGAGGAGGAAGCCGGAUCGGGGUGGGAGGAUUUGCCGGAAGAAGUGGCGUGCACAGGCACCGAGGCGGAAGAUCCCGACGCGGCACGUAGAAGAGAAGAGAUCGCCGCCAGGAAAAGCCAGUUGGAGUUCGCCAGCGGGGCGAGCCUGCGCAUCAACGACGACCCAACCAAGAUUCCAGAGCCCCCGAUCCCGAAGAUGGCGGAUCAGCAACCCCGGCUUCGAGCGCAUCGCGACGGAGACAGAGCCGAUCCCCUCCCCCUCCACCCCAGCCCGUCCCCCAGUUCGUCCACUUACUGAUGCGGGGAAUCGGCCUUCGUCCCCGGUCAUUAUCCCACCGUCCCCUUGAUUACCUCACCCUCUGCCAGAUCUCUACCCCCGUCACCUUCCCGCGCAACCCCCUUC